Messenger RNA from Amaranthus tricolor (Joseph's coat), 2446 nucleotides. RefSeq names its product calmodulin-binding protein 60 G-like. The coding region runs from base 1 to 894 and encodes 297 amino acids. The transcript is spliced from 5 exons. Gene Ontology annotation, cellular component: nucleus. Gene Ontology annotation, molecular function: sequence-specific DNA binding; DNA-binding transcription factor activity; calmodulin binding. Lineage: Eukaryota; Viridiplantae; Streptophyta; Magnoliopsida; Caryophyllales; Amaranthaceae. The record is from RefSeq and is a predicted model, not a curated record. Gene Ontology annotation, biological process: regulation of salicylic acid biosynthetic process.
AUGUUAGUUGAUGCAGUUUCAGGGAACCUAAUUACACAAGGCCCGUUAUCUAAGAAAAAGGUUAAGAUUGUUGUUCUUCAUGGCGAUUUCAAGGCAGAGCAACUAGAGAUAUGGACAAAGACUCAGUUUUGUAAUCAUAUAAUCGAAAAAAGAAAUCCUCAAAAAAGGCCAUUGUUAAUCGGUGAAUGUUUUGUGGGUGCUAAGAUUGAAGGAGAAGAAGAUAAUAUAACAGAAGCAGUCAGUAAUCCUUUCCAUGUUAAGGACCGUCGUGGAGAAUCUUAUCAGAAAAGUAAAAAUCCAUCCCCUGACGAUGAAGUAUGGCGUUUGAUUGGGAUUGCGAAAAACGGGAAGAUAUGCCAAAGACUGGAACAAAAUGAAAUUUUCAAAGUGAAGGAUUUGAUCACAUAUCAGAAUAAUGAAAUUGAACUCAGCAAAAUCAUUAAAGUCUCACCAAGAAAGUGCAAGGGAAUAAUUAAACAGGCUGCUGUCGGUUUCUUGUCAAACGUCAAUUCAGAGCGAAACUCCAAUCCAAGCUCGAACAUACAACAAGUUUAUUUCAAUGAUCAAGAACAAAUUCAAAUGUCACAGGUCUAUGGAGGGAACAACUCCAACUCCAUUGCUACCAACCUUUGUUUUCUUGAAGACCUACAAGCAGGAUCAUCUGCUAAUAUCCCCUUUUAUGGCCAAGAUUACUCAGUGCCACUAUAUUCCGCCCCCACACCUUUUUCUUCAGUUCAAACAAUGGCUGAACAAGACACCAACUUUACAGUGGAUUCUAACAGUGAUCCAAGCAUAGGUUUUCUGCCCUCAAUUCCUGGUGUGGGUGCUACUGUUUCUAUGACAUCAGUUCCUCUAAAUGACCUCGGAAAUGUUUUCCAAAAGGAUAUUGAUUAGUGCUUAAAGGCUGAAGGUAUCAUAUAUUGUAAAUUUUGAUUUCCUCAGGCAUAUAAUAAUGAAACUCUCGUUUGUCCAAAUAUUAAUGUCAUCAAACGUAUAUUAUUAGUGUAACAUUGACUAUCAAGUCUACCACCAUAAGUGUAAAUGUGUAAUAUGGAUAAACUUCGUCUCCCCGGUUGAUAAAUAGCUGGAUGACAUGCAUUGAGGUGGAAUAAUAUUGUAUGCUACUUCCUUUGUGCUGUUUUGUUGCAAAGUUUACAUGGGCACAGAAAUUAAGAAAAGGUGGACACAACAUAUAAAAGAUAAUUCUACCAUUCAUUUUAAUUCUAAUUUGAACAGAAAAAAAAGAAAAACAGCUUUUAUACUUGCUUAAAAAAGGUGGGCACAUGUGUAAUUAUACACCCUAAAACAAAUUUUAAUUUAACUUGCUUACAAAAAGGGAAAUCUUUUUUAUUUCACAAUGAUUUUCCCCGUAUAAUAUGAUUUCCCCAUCAAAAUUACAAAUUUCCACCAAAAAAUCAAAAUGUUCAAUUCAUUACAAUAAAGAAAAUCAUAAUGCCAAGAAGAUGGAUGAAAUUCAAGGCCAAGAAGACGAAUUCAUCAAUCUUGAUAUUUAGGUAUGUAUUUUUAACUUUGAAAACCUCAAUAUAGAUUCUAAAUUUGACAUUUAUGAAGAGUACACAAGUGAAAAUUAUGGAAACAUAGAUGUUGGCCUUUUAAGGUUUUGAUGAUGACUUCACUUUUAAAUAAACAAACAUAUUUUUAGAGAUUGUUUUGUAGGUAUAUAUCCGAUUUAGUUUGAAUCGUUGAUGAAGCCUAUGACUUGGUUCGUGGAAGAUGUACAUGUCUUAAUAUGUCCAAGAUAUUAGAUAAGUGUUAUAAUGUUCAAAGUAGACGUACAGUCUACUGUUCCUAAAAUGAACAUUCUGACUGAAGUUGAAGCUGGAGACAGUACGCUGUUCCUACGUAGCAAGUCUGGAGAAUAACAUCGACUGGAAAAUUGCGAAUUAAUUAUUUUCUGUUUUUAAGUUCAUGUAAUGGUUUUGAAUUAAUUUAAUUGCUUAAAUUAAUUAGUAAGUUAAUUGGCUAAUCUAUUUUUAGGUUUUCUAAAAAUAGCCCAAGACUUUUUCUUAAUUAGAUUUAGAUCUCCUAUUUUUUAGGAUCUUAUGUUUUUAACUCCUAUGCUAUUUUUAGCAUAAGGAAACUGAUUUUCUCUUUGAGCAAAUGACAGCCGAUCAUUUAUUCUUGUGGUAAUUUCACUAUCCGUUUGUUUUAAGAACGUGGAUGAUAGUGGGAGGUGUGCCUGAGGUAACUGAUGUCUGUUCCCUGUAUAAAUAAGAGGAACUUUGCUCAAACCGUGUAUCCAUCCAAGAGGAUCCAAGAGUGUCCAUUAAAGGGAGAUCAUUUUAAGAAAAAUAUUUUCAGUUUUCCAAUGCCAAUUAAUUUAUUAUAUUUUUCUUAAGUAAUUAUUUUAAUUUUUAUCCUCUUGAGAAAUGGCCUUGUAAGGGUUAAUGAGUGUUUUCUUGUAAUUAGACUUGUGGGAAGUCUA